Molecule: messenger RNA, 1416 nt
Organism: Alternaria postmessia
Lineage: Eukaryota; Fungi; Ascomycota; Dothideomycetes; Pleosporales; Pleosporaceae
Exons: 3
Coding region: 1-1416 (471 amino acids)
Source: RefSeq, a predicted model, not a curated record
AUGGUGGCGUUCUUCAUGUCAGCAGAGCAAUUCUCGAAGCUCUCUCUUGGAGAGGACAUGGUUACAACUCGUGCUGGGGCCGCAAGGGCAGCAAGAGCUAGUGCACAGUCAUCAGAUCACUCUGACCAAGACCAGCCCCUACCGUCAGUCGAGUCGACCGUUUCGCCUACGCCUUCCCUGGUUAUAUCGACGAAGAAUCUCCACUACAAUGUUUCGGCUUUCGAUACCGACCUACGAAGACGGGCCAAGAAAGGACUAGAAGGUAGCGAGAUUAGGUUGAAGUACUGCGCAGUCUCGGAAGACGAAUACAGUCCGGGUGGUAGUCCAAAGAAAUUCUUCCAUCUAGAGGACGAGAUCACCGUGGCGAUGGGUGGAAGGUUAAGGAGGCCAGAGUGUACAUGUGGUGCCAACGAGAAAGGCCUCGCAUGUAAGACUCUGAAGCAUAUCUAUUGGGUUGGAGACCAGAUCAUCUCGACUUCCCCAGACGACAUGGUGAAGACACCACUUCACCUUUCACCUGACGGCUCGAAAAUCGAAGAUGUGAAGCCUGCUGAAAUACUGGAUACCAAGGGUUUAGCCAACAUCGCCAACGACUUGAAGUGGGUUUACCGAGACGACGACGACCUACCUGAAGACGAUGAUGACCUGAAGGAAACAGUCAUCGAUAUGUUCUCCUGCUUCGAGCCCCGGGAUGCGCUUCCUGGGGAGUUUCGGUAUCCUGAAUCGCCCUUGACUUCAGAACGAUCGAAGAAGUACCAAGAGCUCGCAGAUCUCUUCACGCAGUACGCAAGUAGAGACCCUAGUCUGUACCUUCAGAUGCGCAAGAUCAUCGAUGCAGACUUCGAAAGCCGUGUUUUCUUCGAGAAGGUUGAAAAGCGCAUCGCGUUGACCUUCGAUGCUCUGGAUGAGUACAUUGUCAAAGGACCCAAAACUCUCUCUGAAGGCCCGCCUCGGUUCGAUGUUUCCAGUUGCGCAGAGCAGUUGACCUCACUAGUCGGGGCCAUUGAUGACUUUUACCAUCGCCAGGCUGAUGUCGAGGAUGCAGCUGCACGAGCAGCGAUGGCUCUUGUCACUAUCCUUGACCGUGUCACAGACCGCAAUGUAAAUGCAUACGAAGGCAUUACAUGGAGCGGCAUGGAGGCUUUAUCGGACCCUGUGCAAAGCAACCUAUACGUUGCACUCAUUGGAGCACAAACAGAUGACGACCAUCAAUUUGUACUCGAAGCGCUUGCGUCUUUACCACAAGAAGACGUAUACCGUAACCACUGGACAGUGUUGCAGGAUGUCGAACGCAAGCUGAUUGAGGCUGAUGCGCCUGCUCAUUACAUGAAUCUCUUCCGCAACCUGGUCUAUGAGAACCGUAAAAGGCCAGGGUCGGCGGUACGCGAACGAGAGCCGAAGCGGGCGAUGCAGUAA